Molecule: messenger RNA, 751 nt
Organism: Sorex araneus (European shrew)
Lineage: Eukaryota; Metazoa; Chordata; Mammalia; Eulipotyphla; Soricidae
Gene: IL12A
Product: interleukin 12A
Exons: 6
Coding region: 104-733 (209 amino acids)
Biological process (GO): immune response
Cellular component (GO): extracellular region
Molecular function (GO): interleukin-12 receptor binding; growth factor activity
Source: RefSeq, a predicted model, not a curated record
AGCCCCGGUGGCCGAGUUUACUGCGGUGACCGCGUCCAGCCCGGUGACCCUCCGGCCCCCGCUGGCCCGUCCCUCCAUCCCUCCAGUGUCCCGCGGGUCCAGCAUGCGCCCUCUGAGCCUUCUCCUCCUCGUGGCCACCCUGGUCCUCCUAAGCCCCCAAGACCUCGUCGGCCUGGCCAGGAGCCUCCCAGUGAGCCCCGGCGACAGCCCAGCAGUGACCCAGCGCCUCAGCCGGGCCCAGAGCCUGCUGGAGGCGGUCAGCGCCUCUCUGCAGACGGCUAGACACACCCUGGCAUCUUACUCCUGCUCUCCGGAGGAGACUGACCACGUGGACAUCACGAGGGACAAGACCAGCACUGUCCAGGCCUGCGUGCCCUGGGAGCGAGCCACGAAUAGCAGCUGCCUGUCUUGGGAAAAGGACCCCCUUACGAUGCGCGACCUGUGCCUCGGGAGCAUCUCCAAGGACCUGCAGCUGUACCGGCUGGAGUUCAGGGCGUUGCACGCGAAGCUGCUGAUGGACCCGCAGCAGCAGAUCUCUGUGGACCAGAACCUGCUGGGCGCGAUUGAGGGGCUGACGCAGGCCCUGACCUCGACCAGGGAGUCGGAGCCUGAGGCCCCGGCCGCGGGGGAACCGGACCUGUACAGAGCCAAGGCCCAGCUCUGCGUCCUGCUCCAGGCCCUCCGUGUCCGCGCGGUGACCAUCCACAGGAUGAUGUCCCACCUGGCCGCCUAGGGCGCUGCCGGCCCUCAC